Messenger RNA from Rotaria socialis, 1467 nucleotides. The record is from the annotation of a GenBank genome assembly. Lineage: Eukaryota; Metazoa; Rotifera; Eurotatoria; Philodinida; Philodinidae.
AUGGUUGAACCAACUGUACCACGUUUGUGGCGUGCUAUUCUUCCUAUUUGUUUAAUUUGUUUUCUAUAUUUAUGUUCAUUGUUUCUAUUUUUUUGUGCAACAAAUUCUUUGAUCUAUUCUACUGUUUGUCUUCUUCGAGCUAAUGAGUCAUUCUGUGCUGAAAUUGAUCAAAAUCAAUCACUGAAAGCAUUAGAAGAAUCUAUUCAAAAAGAAAGUUCACAAUGGGCAUUAUAUGGAACACUUUCAUUUGCAAUUAUUGCUUGCAUCAUUUCACCUGUUUAUGGGAGUUUAUCUGAUACAAAAAAUCGAAAAUUACCUAUUAUAUUAACGAUAUGUAAUGCUAUACUAACAGGCUUAAUAAUAACAAUCGCAAGUGUUUAUCAAGGAACAAAAUUAUGUUUAAUACUAUAUAUAGUAGCUAAUAUCAUAAAUGGUUUUGGUGGUGGAGCCUUAAUUCUUAUUUCUUCAUGUUUUGGCUAUGCUACUGAUUCAUGUACGCACAAAGAACAACAUAUUCAAAUUAUCGCUAUCAUUGAAGCAUCUUUAAACAUAGGUGUUGUAAUUGGUUAUGUACUUUGCACAUUUGUUUUUGAAUUACAUACUCGAAUAUGGCUUAUUUUACUUGUUCAUGUGCUUUUGUUGGCUCUAGCACUUUUUAUAAGUCUAGUAUUUCUUCAAAAUCGAUCAUCAUCUCAAGCAUCAACAAGUAGUUUACGUCAAAAAAUUGUACGACCAAUCUAUGAUACUCAUGAUCUUAUUGUUGGAUUAAAACAAAACCAUUUACUUGUAUCAUUUCUCAUACUUUUAUGCUCACUUUUCUUCUAUGAUCUAUUUCGAAUGGGUUCAGGAUCGAUUAUCUAUUUAUAUUUGCAUUACAUGACAUUCGAUGAUACACAUUAUGCAGCAUAUUUUUCACUGGAACAAUUAGCGACUUGUUUAGCAUUGAUCUUCUUAGCAGUGUUAAGACGGCGUUGGAAGAUUAAUGAUCUUUAUAUAGCUAUUAUUGGUUUAUGUUUAUCGCUUGUUGGGCCGAUGUUAUUUGCUUUUGCUCGAAACAAUAAAGCGAUGAUUUUCGGAGCUAUUCCAUCGUCAAUGUUCAGUAUUUAUUUUUCAGUUUGUUUAAGAGCAAUCAUUGCUCGUUUAGUUCCUGAAAAUGAUAAAGGCAAAGCAUUUAGUUUUGUUGCUUUAAUGCAAAAUCUUGAUAUUGUAAUUGGUACCAUUGCGUGUGUGGAAAUUUAUCAAGCAUCGAUUGAUUUUUUUCCUGGUCUUAUCUUUAUUUUUGCUGUUACUACAAAAAUAAUGGCAUUGAUUCUCAUUUUAAUACAAGUACUAUGUAUCAGUCGAACACCGGAGUUAUUAUCAAUAGUGUUGAUCGAUGAAACAGAAGAACCAAUUUUAGAAAUCCAAGGUGAUGACGGUGAUGAUAAUAAUAAUGAUAAUGAUGAUGAUGAAAUAAUUCGUCCAUAA